CACUCUCACUUCUUCCUCUUCUAGUAGCAAGCCAAUUCUGUGGCUCCUCUUCAUCUUUCCAUCCGCUAUGAAGCUCAUUUUUCUCGUAUUAAGUGUCCUUGUCGUGGCCUGGGCACAUCCUGCGGCUGAUGGAGACGAUGACUCUAGCGAAGAAACCCCAGGUAAUUCAGACGACACAUUUCAAUUUGCUUAUGCCGUAGCCUCACCUGAACAUGGAACAUUCCAUGGACACCAAUCAACACGGGAUGAAGCAGGCCACACUUCUGGGUCCUACUAUUCAUUAGGUGCUGAUGGGCACUGGCGACAAACCAUCUAUGCUGAUAAGGGUUUGGGUUUCCAGGCCCUGUCUAAUCAGCGACCAGCAGGCUCUCCUCCCCCUCAGGUAUCUGCUGUUAACUACCAGAUCUUUGUCCACCCAGGUGCAACAGCUGUCUCUGCUUCAGGCUCUGGUCCUAUUAAUACAGAAGCUCUUAUUGGCCAACCAGCUGCAUCUGCUGCACCCAUCGCUGCUCCCCAGGUCAGUUUUGAUGUUCGAAAUGAAGCUAAUGAAGAACAUAGUUUCCUGCAACCAGGUGGUAGUAGUGCUGCAGCUCCUGCUCCAGUACUUCCGUCAUCAUUAUCAGCUGCUGCCGCACUUCCAGCUCCUGCUCCUGCAAUUCAAACAAGCACUGUGGCAUCUGUCUCCCCUGUUGUAUCUGCUCAGACAGGAGCUGCUCCUUUAUCUCCAAUCAGUGUAAGUGUCCAGCAGGCAACACCAGCUCCCAUUUCGUUCGUAACCCCAGCUCCACCACGCGUUAAUGUUGCUGUUCAAGCUGCACCCCAGCCCACAAUUAAUGUACAACAAAUUCCUAUUGCUCCUAUUGAAGUCAGGCUGCAAGCUGCUCCAUCACCUUCAAUUAAUGUUCAAGCUCCCCAGGCCCCACCAGUUAGCGUCAGACUGCAAGCAACCCCAGCUCCUCCCAUCAACAUUCAGGCUGCUCGUCCAUCCCCCAUUAAUAUUGCUGUCAGAAAUCAAGCCCCUGGUCCUAUAACUCUGCAGGCUGCUAGGCCAUCACCUGUCAAUGUUGCUCUUCUUGGGUCAUCUCAAGGCUCCAUUAAUGUUCACGGUAUUGCACAUCCUCCAUUAAAUGUUGGUGUUCGUACACCUACUUCUAGUGUAAGACCAGCAGUCCUUUCUCCAAUAAAUUUAGCUGCUGUUCACACAUCCCAAGCUGGACCAGUUACUGUUGGCCAGGGUGCUCCUGUUAAUCUUGCUGUAAGAACUUCUAGUGGUUCUGCUUUGGCUGGAGGGGCUGGACUUCUGGGAGGAUUUCAAAAUACCCGUAGGGGUGUUGUAGCUGCGACCACCGUACCUGUGGGUGGUCUUCCAGUAGGUGGCAGAGGCAGUUUUGCAAGAGGAAUUCCCUUUGGAACUCGAUUAGUAGGAAGCCGACCAGUUGGUAACUUGAUAUAAUCUGUACUAUGUUUUGAUGAGUUUCUCCCAAAAGUAACCAAGCAAAACCAACUAAAGAGAGAACAUUAUUUCUCUGUUGAGAAUGACUGAGGCCUUGGUUUCAAUCUUGUUUCGAGGUUUUUCCUCUGAUAUGAAACUGAUAGUUAGUGUUCUAAAUGCUGAUUAAUAUUAGCUUACACUGUGCAAUAAGAUAAUUCUGUUUGUAGUUAAUUGAUCUAACUGUGACACAGAAACGAAUGCCUACAUUGUUCCAGCUUAAGCUAGUACUAAUCACAAUUCUAAGUCACCUAUUUUGUUGACAAUGUUACGUUACCCAGUAACCAUGUUUUGUUAUAAAUUAUUGCCUGUUAUGUUUUAUAUUUUUGUACGACAAAUCACAUAUUUCUCUAUAUAUUUCCUACUUUUAUACCUCAAAUGUUUUGAAUAAAAUAUUGUUACAAA
Messenger RNA from Macrobrachium nipponense, 1894 nucleotides. RefSeq lists its product as uncharacterized. The record is from RefSeq and is a predicted model, not a curated record. The coding region runs from base 68 to 1453 and encodes 461 amino acids. NCBI's taxonomy places the organism in Eukaryota, Metazoa, Arthropoda, Malacostraca, Decapoda, Palaemonidae. The transcript is spliced from 2 exons.